AUGUCACUCAAGAACAGAUAUUUCUAAUGUCUUGGAACUCGAAGAUGGGAUAACGAGCAACGGUGAGAACAACUGCUUUCUUAAAGUUGAGAGAUCAUAUGAACGGAAUUGAUGAGGAUGACCCAGAUUUCAUCAUUACAUCUUCUACUGACAACCAAAAUUGUGACAACAUGCGAAGGAAAAAAUUGAUUCCGUCCAUCCAGCAGUCCAUCCAAACACGAGUACAUAAAGUCGCAACUUUGAGAGGGUUGCCACGACUAUUUCUAUUACGACGAGCAUUUUGCUUCUACUGGUGUGUGAUAAUAUCGCUGUUUAUUUACCUCAAGUGGUAUUAUCCACUAUAUCUGACAAGUAAUGUCAACAGAAACACUUUAGAAGACUUUGGCAGGGACUGGUGUCGAAUGCGCAAUGAACGAGUAGAUUGGGGACGGCUACGGGAACCUUGCAUAGGAAACACGGUCUACGAAAAUAAUUUACCUGGAUGGAAUGUAGAAAACCGUACUAAUGGGAGAAUGAGUUUUGUUUCUUCCACUGAUAUUCAACCUGCUGGACAGUUUAGCAGGAUUAUCAUUCAGUCCCAGACUGUUGAGGACCUUCCAAAAUCGGUCGGGGGGGACUAUUGGCGAGUUUUUAUCUCGGGUCCCACUGGGUUUGCGCCCACGGUAACUGACCUUGGUAACGGAGAAUACGAGAUUCUGUUCUUGAUCCUACAUCCAGGGAAUUAUUGCUUGUCGGCGGUGUUGGAUCAUUCCCUAUGUGACGGGAUGAAAGACCCCCCGGAUUAUUGGUUUGUUUCAGGGAACAGUCACGGAAGCAACCAGCCACAAGGAAUUCUAAACGGAAAGCAAGUUUACUUAAUGCAACCGCUUUCGGGAGGCGAGGAAUUCUGUUUUGACGUGCCUGUGAGCAACGGGCCAAUGAGAAGAGAUGAAUUUUUGAGUUACGGGCUUGGAUACCCGUCAUAUUGUGGAACAAAUUGUAAAUUUCUAUCGGAUGGUUUCGGUUACUGGAGCAAUAGGACUUGGGUACCACACGCUCCUGAGAGAUUAUUCAAGAAUUCUCCGCGUAAGAGAAAGGGAACUCUGUGGAUCUAUGGUGAUUCAUUAGCCUUGCGAUUUUACGAUUCUAUUUACUACACAUCUCUCUGCACGGAAAUAUUCAAGGCCUGUAAUGUGACGUACACUUGGGUGUACAACAUGAUUGAGCCAGUGGAAGUUGAAAAGUACAAAAGGACUUAUCGAGAUUUUGAUCCUUCCCGCGUGUUACAAGAAAUUAGAAACGUCAUUUAUCUCCCUGAAAUGGACGAAAACAGUGUGAUAAUUCUCAACUGUGGACUGCAUUACGUAUCCGCUUUAAAAUUUGGAAUUUAUCGGAAGCUUAUUGAUGCAAUUAUUGACAUGUUUAAAGAGACUUGGGAGAAUGAACAUGGCGUGAUCGAACUAAAGUUCAAAGGGAAACUGAUUUGGAAAACGACGACAGCCAUUCACAGAGAGAGAUUUUUGUAUCAUGACCAUCCAAGCCCGCGGUUUUUAACUCUUCAGCGCAUACAGUUGUACAAUGCAUACGCUGUUUGGGCCAUGUGUAAUGCGGGAAUUGAGAUUUUGGAUGUUUUUCCGAUGAGUUAUUCGUUUCCGGAAGGAACCGACGGAAGUAGCGACAGAUACGAUGCUGUACAUUAUAAAAACAUUGUCUUCAAACCAGCUGAACAGCUUUUGUAUGAAUAUUUCAAUCCUUACAUGGACAAACCAAGGAAGAUUGGAUUGUAUUAUUCUUUAUUUGGAAAUAAAACCGCCAACUUGUAA
Messenger RNA from Pocillopora verrucosa, 1802 nucleotides. The record is from RefSeq and is a predicted model, not a curated record. NCBI's taxonomy places the organism in Eukaryota, Metazoa, Cnidaria, Anthozoa, Scleractinia, Pocilloporidae.